GUCUGUACAGUGAGUGCAGUCCACCUCUAGACUUAUGACGUACGCACUCAGAUAAAUAGUGAAGGCUUGUUGGAAUUAUUUUAUUUUAUUUUGAAUUUUAGUCGAAUAUCCUUCGUGUUUAAAGUAAAGUUCAAUUAGAAAAAUGUCUGUUUCAGUUAAAGGAGUUUAUAUUAUUAGCGCAAAGCGUACACCAUUUGGAAAAAUGGGUGGUAUGUUUUUAAAUAAAAGUGCAACUGAUUUAGCAGUCGUUGCAUCUAAUGCAGCAAUUGAAGCGGCAGGAAUUCGACCCGAAAAAGUUGAUAGUGUCGUCUUUGGUCACGUAUUAAUGAAUACGUCGUCUGAUGGUUCCUUUUUACCUCGUCACACACUCUUGAAAUGUGGAAUUCCUCAGGAAAAACAUGCUCUUGGAGUGAAUCGACUUUGUGGAUCUGGAUUUCAAUCGAUUGUUAAUGGCCUUCAGAGUAUCCUGGUGGGAGAAUCGAAAAUAGUCGUCGCCGGUGGAACCGAUAAUAUGAGUCAAGCUCCAUUCGUCGUGAGGAAUGUGAGAUUUGGAACGACUUUGGGACAGAAAUAUGAAUUUGAAGAUUCCCUUUGGCUUGGACUUAUUGAUUCGUAUUGCAGUUUACCAAUGGGUGUUACUGCCGAGAAACUUGGUGCUAAAUUCGGUGUCACAAGAGACGAAGUCGAUCAGUUCGCUCUCCGAAGUCAGAAAUUAUGGAAGGAAGCUCAAGAAAGUGGUCGAUUCAAGGAUGAAAUUGCUCCUGUAACUGUCAAAGUAAAGAGACAAGAAGUAUCGGUCGAUGUAGAUGAACAUCCACGUCCACAAACAAAAAUUGAGGACCUCAAGAAAUUGUCUUCGAUUUUCCAAAAAGAUGGUCUAGUCACCGCCGGCUCAGCAUCUGGAGUUUGCGAUGGAGCCGGAGCAUUAGUUCUCGCUAGUGAGGAGGCUGUGAAGGCGGAAAAUCUAAAACCCUUGGCACGAAUUGUGGGAUAUUCGGUGGUUGGUGUUGAUCCAACAAUUAUGGGAAUUGGACCAUCGCCGGCUAUCAAGAAUUUACUCAAAUUGACUGGAAAAACUUUAGACGAUAUCGAAAUUAUUGAAAUUAACGAAGCUUUCGGAGCACAAACAUUGGCUUGCGCUAAAGAUUUGAAAGUGGACAUGAAUAAAUUGAACGUGAAUGGUGGUGCAAUCGCUUUGGGACAUCCUCUCGCUGCUUCUGGUUCGAGAAUCACAACACACAUUGUUCAUGAACUCAGGAGAAGAAAAGCCAAAUUUGGAAUUGGUUCGGCUUGCAUUGGAGGAGGACAAGGAAUUGCCAUUAUGAUUGAAGCGCUUUAAAAAGUUUUUUUUUAUUAUUGUUGAAAUUUUAAUG
Messenger RNA from Leptopilina heterotoma, 1373 nucleotides. It is a transcript of the gene yip2, whose product is annotated as 3-ketoacyl-CoA thiolase, mitochondrial. Gene Ontology annotation, biological process: fatty acid beta-oxidation. Gene Ontology annotation, molecular function: acetyl-CoA C-acetyltransferase activity. Lineage: Eukaryota; Metazoa; Arthropoda; Insecta; Hymenoptera; Figitidae. The record is from RefSeq and is a predicted model, not a curated record. The transcript has 8 exons. Bases 143 to 1339 code for a protein of 398 amino acids.